CUUGCGAGUCCGUGAUUCCUUCUCUCCCUGUUGUCAAACGAACACUUGGAACCAGUGGAGACUUAAGGUCACGACCGGCAGCAUGGAUCCAGACGCGAACGUCAAAUGCAAAAUAGUGUUGGUAGGAGACAGUCAGUGUGGGAAAACCGCUCUGUUGAACGUGUUCACCAAAGACUGCUUCCCCGAGUGCUACGUGCCCACAGUGUUUGAGAACUACACCGCCAGCUUCGACCUAGACAUGCAGAAAGUGGAGCUCCGGCUCUGGGACACUUCAGGUUCUCCUUACUAUGACAACGUGCGACCUCUGACCUACCCUGAGGCUGACGCAGUCCUCAUCUGCUUUGACAUCAGCAGACCAGAGACAUUAGACAGUGUUCUUAAGAAGUGGACAGGAGAGAUUGAGGAGUUCUGUCCGAACACCAAGAUGCUGCUGGUGGGGUGUAAGUCAGACCUCCGAACAGAUCUCUUCACCAGAUCCCUCCACAGACAGACUCCAGUAUCAUAUGAUCAGGGUUCCAACACAGCCGAGCAGCUGAGCGCCCCCUACCUGGAGUGUUCCUCUCUGCAGUCUGAGAACAGCAUCAGAGACAUCUUCCACGUGGCCACGUUGGCCUGCGUCAACAAGGACAACAAGACUGUAAAGAGGAGGAAGUCCUCCAGAGCCACGAAGAGGAUGUCUCACCAUGACGGAAACAUGCCCACGGAAGUAACAACAUGCUAUCAGCAGAGCAAAGCUAAGAGCUGUGCUGUCAUGUAAACACAAAAACACACCAGUGAAGACUCCAAACCAAGGACAAGAUGUUCUGAAGGAUCUAUGAGAACAGAACAGAGCAGGUGUGAAGACUGAUUUUGGGCUUGGGAUGAAACUGUGCCAAGCAGACUUAAGGAAGACCCUCAACUGACAGAUAGGAAUCUGAAAUAUGUGCAUACAAAUGCUAAAAGAUGGGCUUGGAACCAUACACAAGCACUGACCCAUAAUUCCACAUCACCUGCAACCUUACACAGCUGUUGAGAACCCAGCGGAAUGUGUUGGUCGGGUGUUGUUGCACCAGAACAGCUGCAGUGUCAUUGCGUGGAAGGAGGAACAGCAUUCCUCCAAAACAUAGUCCCUCAUUAAACGCUUACACGUGGCUUUAAACUGUGUGCCAGCACAUACGAUUCACUUUAUUUCAUUGUUAAAUUCCAUCAAUGAGCCCCGGCGACAAAGACUUCUGGUCAACUGGGCCUGCUCUUCAUUUUAAUACAUGUCACACAGUACAUACAGCGCACACACACACAUUCUUUAUGCUGUUUCAACUAUUUACUUUGCAUUGAUGCCUGACAUUAAUAUGUGUUGUCAGUAUAUAAAACUCAGCCCCCGCUUUGUUCUGAUAUCAGUAUGCAGACCACUUCCAGAUGUUCCAGAUCCAGAUGAGACCCUGCUCCGGAUCACCACAUUUUUACACCAGCUGGACCUUGGAACAGUUACUGGCAGCAAACUGUGUUUUCAAUCUUAUGCUAAAUUUCAAUGUUUUCAACUCUUUUGUAUUGAAUGGUAUUUGAGUGGACGCCAUCACAUGACAGACAAACUGUAUUCUGACAGCAGCAGUUUGAUGGUACCAGGGUUUGAAGUGUACUGUCAACCUUAGCAGUAGAUUAGGAUUAGAUUAGAAAGAUUAGGGGAACUUUUCUUUAUAUGUGUGGAUAUUAAAGGUCCAGUGUGUAGCAUGUAGGGGGAUCUAUUGGCAGAGAUGGAAUAUAACAUUAAUAAGUACGUUUUCAAUAGUGUAUAAUCUCUUUAAAUAGGCACUUGUGUGUUUUCGUUACCUUAGAACGAGCCCUUCGUAUCUACAUAGAGCGGGUCCUUGAGUCUUCACAGAGUCCACCAUGUUUCUACAGCAGCCCAGAGCAGACAAACUCAACUGACUCUAGAGAAAGCUGCUGUUUUCCUACACACAUGGCAGACUAGAGAAGUUUCUGUUGGUUGCAAUCAACCUCACAGCUAGAUAAAACCAGAUCCAACACACUGGCCUAAAGAUGCACAGGUACCACCUUUUUCAGACCAAGUACAAGUACUUACAUUUGUGUACUUGCCAUUAACCGGGUACCGAUAUGAGUACUUAAUAAAAUAAUUACAGUUCUAACAAUAACUUUGAAAACAUGUUGUAUUUUCAGCAGAUGUUCCUAACUUUGUGACUGUAACAAAUUAUACUACAUGCUGCUGUGGCUGACAUAUCAACAUUCUAAAUUGUUUUGCUGAUAUAAACAGAGCAGAGGGGUUUUCAUAAUUAACUGUUUAAGCAUGCUAUCAGGAAAACAGAAAUAUUCAAAUUAGAAACAAACUCAAGAGGAGCAGCUUGCAAGCUCAGCCCACCUUAAAGGCUAACCCCCGUCACGUUGAUCAUCAGCUGGCUGACAAGCUAGACAAUAGGAUUUAGCUAAUGAUGAGCUGUAGCAUUUAUUCAGCCUCAAAUAAA
Anoplopoma fimbria (sablefish) is the source of this 2456-nucleotide messenger RNA. RefSeq names its product rho-related GTP-binding protein RhoE-like. The coding region runs from base 83 to 757 and encodes 224 amino acids. The transcript is spliced from 5 exons. The record is from RefSeq and is a predicted model, not a curated record. Lineage: Eukaryota; Metazoa; Chordata; Actinopteri; Perciformes; Anoplopomatidae. Gene Ontology annotation, molecular function: GTP binding; GTPase activity. Gene Ontology annotation, biological process: small GTPase-mediated signal transduction.